Molecule: messenger RNA, 2309 nt
Organism: Musca domestica (house fly)
Lineage: Eukaryota; Metazoa; Arthropoda; Insecta; Diptera; Muscidae
Product: zinc finger protein sens
Exons: 4
Coding region: 53-1723 (556 amino acids)
Biological process (GO): regulation of transcription by RNA polymerase II
Molecular function (GO): DNA-binding transcription factor activity, RNA polymerase II-specific; RNA polymerase II cis-regulatory region sequence-specific DNA binding
Source: RefSeq, a predicted model, not a curated record
AAAACAAGUGUUAAAUUUUUAUUUAAAGUGUCGAAAAUAAAUCCUUGUUAAAAUGAAUCAUUUAUCACCCCCACCCUCCCCACAAUCCAAGGCCGCUCAAUUGAGUAAUUUCGGUUCAGCUGCCUCGUCGGCGUCGGUGGAUUCCAAAAAUUGGAUACAACGAGCUUCGGCCUUUAACAAUGUUAUGGCCACAGCUGCUGCCCAACAACUUAAUACCAGAGAUAUACCGCCCAUUCUCUACAAUCCCCUGCUAUACUCAAGUGCCCUGUUGUGGCCACAAUUCCUACUAUCAUCAGCCUCCGCCUUACACACACCCCAUACACCAAUUACCCCAAAAUCUCCCUUCAAUGCCAGCCUUAAUAGUCGGGAUUAUGCUCUCACUCCCGAAAAGGAGGAUUUAUCCGGAUCCUCGCAAGAAGAGAACACCAGCCUUAAUGAAGAUAUGCCAUUGAAUUUGUGUAUCAAACGGGAAUCCGCCAAUGAGGAACAAGCCUCCUGUAGUGGCACACCACCACCCUUAAGAGCGGUUAAUCUCAAAUCUUCCUCACCCAAAACCCCCGAAGAUGAUUAUGAAACAUCGGUGAAAAUACGAACACAUCAUAGCAAUUCCAUUUGGUCACCGGCCAGUAUGUGUGCCCAAAAGAAAAACACCAGUCUGCCGCUGGCCGCCAACACCCACAAUACGGAUGAGGAACAAAUGGAAAUGGAUCCGAUUGUGAGAAAAUUCAAAUAUGAAAGACGCAACAGUUUUAGCCGUCAACAAUCUGUACAGGACAGCAAUCUCCUUACACCACUCUCCUCCAUUUCCGGACCAGCCACUUUUCCCCGCUCAAAUUUCUCGAAUCAUAAAGCCAACAUUGAAUUGGAAACGGCUCAACAGCAACAAAUCAAUGCUCAUCGCAAUGCCUUUAUGGCCGGACUGGCCGGCAACAAUUUGGAAUUGCUCACCCAACAUUUGAAAGCUCAGACACAGCGUGAAUUGGAGUUGUUGUGUCAGCAGCGUGUUGAUUUAUUCGUACACCAACAACAGCAGCAACAAACAUCCAGUGAUAACGAUAGUAUUAGUGAGGAUUACCACAAGGAGCAAGAGAAUAAAUUGUCAUUGCUGCAGCAACAUCAUCAUCAGUAUAUGGCAGCUGCAGCAGCGGCGGCGGCAGCAGCAUCACAACAACAACAGCAGCAACAACAUCCUGAUUCAACAGCAGCCAUUGGUGGUAGUCCAGCAGAUGGUCUACAUUCGUCAUCGUGUCAUCCGGACAGUGAUGGUGGCCACAGUGGUGGCACAGCAUCGAACAGUGGCGAAAAGCGAGUGGCCAGAAAUUUUCAGUGUAAGCAGUGCGGCAAGGCCUUCAAACGUUCCUCAACAUUAACCACCCAUUUGCUGAUACACAGCGAUACCCGGCCAUAUCCUUGUCAGUAUUGCGGCAAACGUUUCCAUCAAAAAUCCGACAUGAAGAAGCACACAUAUAUACAUACUGGUGAAAAACCCCACAAAUGCACGGUGUGCUUUAAAGCUUUCAGCCAAAGUUCCAAUCUUAUUACCCACAUGCGUAAACACACCGGCUACAAGCCCUUCGGCUGUGGUCUCUGCGAUCAGGCCUUCCAACGUAAGGUCGAUUUGAGACGUCAUCGUGAGAGUCGUCAUGAGGAUCAUUCCAUGUCCACGGGGCCAAGUAGUCAGCCACCAACAAUGAUUAAAAUGGAAGUGAGCAGCAGUUGUUAGAGAAACAUGGAAUUAAAGAAGUGCUGCCAAGUUUUUUGUUUAAAGCCAAAGUUUAGACCACCAACAAAACAAUGGAAAACAACCAAUCCUCUUUAAGAAUUUACCCCACCAACCCACAUGCAAAAAAAAAGAAGAGAAACUAGAAAUCCAAAACAAACAAACAAACACAAAUUAUAUAUAUACAUAAAUACAUACAUAUAUGGAAGUCAAUUUAUUUAUAUACAAACUAAUUAUCUAAAAAGAAUUUAAGUGUAAAAUUAACAAAAAAAAUAUUAUAUUUUUUUUUAAGAAUGCAAAACAAACAAACCAAUCCAUCCCUCCCUCCCCCAAAACCCCUAGCCAUUAACUAGUUUUUAAUUAACAAAUAAUAAUUUAAGGCUGUAUAGAAUUUUUAAUUUUUAGACAAAAACAAACAAGCAAACAAAUUGGAAGACUUUUGAUUUAAAUUUUAGUUAUUUUUUUAUUAAAAAUUAAAAUAUUAUAUUUUAUUUUAGAAAAGUUAUUACAAAAAUAUUUAGUUUUUUUUAAUUUUUAUUUCUAAUUAUUUUUAUUAAACAUUUUAUUUGUUUUUCUUUUAAUUUAUAUU